UGUUGUACUUUAAGUUAAUAAUAAUGAUGUCAUAUUGUCAGUCUAAAGUCUAAAGCAUUGAUAUCACACUAACUCCAUUUAUAAGGAGAAAUAUAUAAAAUAAUGUUUAAAAUACAACAAAACAGUUUAUGAAUGAAAGUACAAACAAGAAUUUUUUUUAAAAUUUAAAUAAUGUAGAAGAAAUUUUUUCUUCAUUCUUCAAGAAACUUUCUUCUACAUUAGUCUUCAAUUCCAUCAUGUCCAAUCACCAGGAACAAAAUAAUCUUCUUUCUCAGAGAUGAACUUUUAUUAGAGGCUUUGCCUCUGAAAAAUUAUGUAAAACAGUUAAAACGUUUACCUGAUGAUCAUAAUUGAAAAAGUCUUUUUUUGUUUUAUUGAAUUUUAUGUCCAUUAAAAGUUCUUUCAUAUUGUUUUUAGAUUAACAAUAAAAUGUAAAAAUAGCUCAAAAUCAAAAAUUAUUCUGCCAAAUAGUCUAAAGAUCUGUGAACUUUGAAUAAUGUAUGGGUUUUAUAGAUCUGUAAGAUCUAGUUCUAUAAUCAAUAAUAUCUUUUUGAUAUUAGAUACAGUAGUUAGUCUGUUCAUUAUAAUUUGUAGAAUAUUUAAUUUACAAAAAUAAAUCUACAUUGUAAAAUGUAAAAUUUUAAAAUAUCAUUAAAAAUGAAUUAAUGCAUUUUUUUUUAAUCAAUAGUGUGCUAGUAAAGAGACUAUAGAAACAUUAUCAGCAUUGGAAAUAGCUGAAAUUAUGACUUAUUUAGAUCAUAAAAUAUUUGUUUCUAUUAGGAGUGAUGAAUUUUUAGGCCAAGCAUGGAUGAAACCAGAAAAAGCUACAAAAGCUCCAAAUAUACUUCUAAUGACAAGACGAUUUAAUGAUGUGAGUCGAUUAGUUGUAUCUGAAAUUUUAAGAGCUCCAGAAAUGUCAAAACGUGUAGCCAUUAUUGAAAAAUGGGCAGCUGUUGCUGAUAUAUGUAGAUGUUUACAUAAUUUUAAUGGAGUUCUUCAAAUUUGUGCAGCAUUUAUGAAUAGUUCAGUUUUUAGACUGAAAAAAACAUGGGAAAGAGUAUCAAAAACGAACAAACAAACUGUUGAUAAACUGCAAGCAUUAGUUUCUGCUGAUGGACGAUUUAGAAAUAUGAGAGAUGCUUUACAUAAAUGUGAUCCACCGUGUAUUCCAUAUUUAGGCAUGUACUUGACCGACCUCUCUUUUAUAGAAGAAGGAACACCAAAUUUUACUGAAGAAGGCUUGCUCAAUUUUUCCAAAAUGCGAAUGAUUGCUCAUGUAAUUAGAGAAAUUCGGCACUUCCAGCAAACACCUUAUAAAAUAGAGAUAAAUCCAAAGGCUGUUAAUUAUCUUCUUGACACUAGUCACAUGUUACCAGAUGAAGAAUUGUAUCAACUGUCUCUAUGUUUAGAACCAAGGCUAUCAAGACUCAGUACUAAAAUUCAACCACCUUCAGUAUCCACCAGCCAAGGAUCAUGAAGAUGUUUCUACAUUUAUCUAGUCGACACCCAAUAUAUUGUUCUUUCCGUCUCUGUAAUUCUUUCUUCUCUCUACAGUGAGAGCUGGAUGUGUUUUGCUUCCAGGCAUUGUCACCCACUACUAACAAUUCUUGCACAUUCCCAAAACACUCCACCAUCUUUUCAGGAAAAUUAUUUAUAAAUGAAAUUUCACAAUAUAGGAUGAUUGGCUUUUAAUGUUCUGAAAUGUUUUUCCUCCCAGUGUUUUUCAUAAUAUUGAUCUAUAUUGCGUGAUUUGGAUGGCAGAUUCCCCUUAAAAAUACACGCAGAUGUUAGAUAUAAAUGAAAUUAAACUGAAGCAAAUUAUAUAUAUGUACAAUGAUAGACAUAUGUAUGCAUAUAUAAUUAUAUAUGUUAUAAUU
Centruroides sculpturatus (bark scorpion) is the source of this 1877-nucleotide messenger RNA. RefSeq names its product ras-specific guanine nucleotide-releasing factor 1-like. Gene Ontology annotation, cellular component: plasma membrane. The transcript is spliced from 7 exons. The coding region runs from base 743 to 1477 and encodes 244 amino acids. The record is from RefSeq and is a predicted model, not a curated record. Gene Ontology annotation, molecular function: guanyl-nucleotide exchange factor activity. NCBI's taxonomy places the organism in Eukaryota, Metazoa, Arthropoda, Arachnida, Scorpiones, Buthidae. Gene Ontology annotation, biological process: Ras protein signal transduction; positive regulation of GTPase activity.